AUGACGCGAAAACCACACAAGAAAUCACGAAACGGGUGUGUCGAGUGUAAGCGGCGGCAUAUCAAGUGUGACGAGGGGAAGCCACAGUGCGCCAACUGCGUCGUGGUCGAGUCGACGUGCGAAUACGCAGCAAUACGGCGCCGCAAACUGAGCCAGGCCCAACUGCGACGGGAUGCAGCACGGAAAUCGGCUGCCCCCAGCGACCUCCCAAUAAAGAGGUCCAGCUCCCAUGCAGAGGUGCCAGAAGCGGCGGCUGCUGCAGCAACGACGCCGUUGACAACCGUAUCGCCGGGGCACAGCAUCUCAUCUCAGCUCGUCGCAGAUCCAGAAGCAUCCGCCGCCGUCAACAUCCACCACAUGCGUCUCAUCCUCCACUUCUCCAUCUCCAAUGUCGCCCCCGAGAUGCCGGACCACGUCGGCAAGGACGGCACCGCGCUCGUCCUGCGCCUGGCCCUGGAGACGCCCUAUCUCCUGUACCAGGUGCUGGCCAUCUCCGCGCGCCACCUCGCCUACCUGCACCCGGCCGACUUCCAGUACUACUACAGCCAGGCCAUUGCGUUGCAGACGAGCGCCAUUGAGCGCUUCAGCGCCUCGCAGCCCGUCCGCAGCGACGCCGCCAUGCCCGCCGUGCUCUUCUCGGCGCUGCUGUCCCGCCACUCGCUCGUCGACACGCUGUACGCGGUACAGACCGACUUUGUCGCCUUCAUCGAUGCCUUUGUCCAGUGCGCCCAGCUGCAGCGGGGCACCCGCGCCGUCGUCGCCCGCGUGUCGUGGUCCGCCCUGCUCGCCUCGGAGCUUGCCCCGUUUCUCCACUGGGGCCGCAACACCGCUGCCAGCGAGCGCGUGGCGAAACGCGGCCGUGAGUGCGACCAGCUGCUGCGGCUCGUGGCCAUCACGCCCGGCCUGGAUCCCGUCGCUCGCGAGGCGUGCCGUAGCGCCGUGCAUCAUCUCCAGGCGGGCCUCGAUGACUUGGCCGACCCCACACCGGAUAAGAAUUCGUAUCAGAUGAUUACGGGUUGGCCGGUUUUCCUUUUGGAAGAGUUUCUGGAUUUGCUCAGCCGCCAUCGCCCCGAAGCGGCUGCCAUUAUGGGCUGGUACGCAGUGCUGCUGCAUCGCGGUCGGCAUAUGUGGCAGAUUGGCGACGCUGGCGCUUUUAUUUUGUCUUCUCUCGUCGACUACUUGGGCGCGGAGUGGUCGCAUUGGCUAGAGUGGCCGCGCUUCAUUAUUGAGAGUUGA
Cordyceps militaris CM01 is the source of this 1236-nucleotide messenger RNA. RefSeq names its product C6 finger domain protein, putative. The transcript has 2 exons. The record is from RefSeq and is a predicted model, not a curated record. Gene Ontology annotation, molecular function: DNA-binding transcription activator activity, RNA polymerase II-specific; zinc ion binding. NCBI's taxonomy places the organism in Eukaryota, Fungi, Ascomycota, Sordariomycetes, Hypocreales, Cordycipitaceae. Gene Ontology annotation, biological process: regulation of transcription by RNA polymerase II. The coding region runs from base 1 to 1236 and encodes 411 amino acids.